AACGAGUAUGAGAAGUCUUACAGUUUGGUCUUCGUUGUCACUUGUGAUUAAAGAAAUUUUUACAUUAAAUGGAUAACCUCAGAGCAUAGUUUCUCUCUCCUCCUAAUCUCUCUCUCUCUCUUAAAAAGAAGAGGAAAAAAAAAACAUCAGCGCAAGACAAAAUCUUUCUCACCAGAUCUUCAGCUUCUGCUUGCAGUCCGACAGCAGAAUCUCCCUCCCGAAAUUCACAGAAUCAAUAACCCAAUCUCCGAUGAGGUGUAAGCGUCACGUCGCCGAUCUCAGCAGCUCCGUCGGCGUCUGCGCCUCCUGUCUCCGCGAGCGCCUCCUCUCCCUCGCCGUCUCCGUUGCAGCAGCUGAUUCCGCCGGCGAUCACCGCCAUUUCCUGCGACCAGUUCCGCCGCCUCUGGCUUUUCCUCGGUCAGUGUCCCCUUACGUGGCGCCCAGAAAAUCCGACGCCGGACACUACCCUUUGUCCUCUCACCGCCGCUUCUUCUUCACCCCUCAGGUGGGUCCUGGCCCCUCUUCCUCCGGCGGCGGUGGCUCCGAAGCCUACCGGUCGUUGAGGAAGAAAAGGAACGGUUUUUCUCGGUUGUAUAAUCUCUUCAGGGCCAGAUCUGACGAGUUCGAUUCGGGUUUCAAAUCCUCGGUGUCGGAUCCUAGGCUGUCCUACGCCUCCAUGUCGUCGUCGAUGUCCUGGUUCUCGACGGUGAUCUCCGGUCGGAUAAAGAAGCAACCCGCCUCGUGCUUCAUCGAGGACAUGAUCUCCGACGGCGAUCGUAGACCUCGGAAGGUGUUUUGCCGGGGAAUGUCGCCGGAGAGGGAUACGGAGAUGGAGGACGAGCGAGAGCCUCCGGCGUGGGCCUCUGUCGAGGAAUCACCAGGGAAGGUGAAGAGAACGCCGGCGGCGGAGGCGGCGGAAACUCCAACGAGGAGGAAGACACGCGCGGGGCUGGCGAAAAGCCUGUCGGGGAUGGUCUUCUGCUUGAGCCCGCUAGUGAGGGCGAGCCCGAGCCGCCAUUGGAAAGGAAAAGGAAACUUGCCGCCGGAAUUCGGGUUUUCCGGUGAGUGUAAGCCCCACAUCUCGACGGCGUCAUCAUUCUGCGCGAACCGGUCGAGAAAGCUCGUGGAUUUGGGGAGAGCCAAUCAUCGCCGUUGAGUUUGGGAAUCGGUCGCCGAUCGACGUGAUCGUGUGAAAUGACGAUAAUACCCUUGGGCCCUUCUCUCGUCGCCGCUAAAUCACAAAUGGCAAAUUGAGUCCAAAGGUUGGUAAUUAGUUUAAAAUCGGUUGUUCCCGAAACAACGGUGGAUAGAAAAAUGAUUAAAUUGGAUAAUUUUUUUUGGGGGAAGAUAUUGCAUAUGUAGUUUUUUUUUUUUUUGAUAACGUAUGUAGUUUUCAUGUUCUUUGUACUCGCAGUUUGAAAAUUGCUGGUCACAUUGUUUCCUAGGAUAUUUAGAAAGCAUGAAGGAUGGGGGAGAAAUGAAGUGGCAAUUUGUUUUAUAAAAAAUUUUGUGUACACAAUAACAACGGAUAGAUUACACAAGAAAACGAAUAUGGUUAGGUCAUUUCAUUAUUGUAAAGAUUGCGAAUAUUU
Messenger RNA from Tarenaya hassleriana, 1592 nucleotides. RefSeq lists its product as uncharacterized. NCBI's taxonomy places the organism in Eukaryota, Viridiplantae, Streptophyta, Magnoliopsida, Brassicales, Cleomaceae. The transcript has a single exon. The coding region runs from base 251 to 1156 and encodes 301 amino acids. The record is from RefSeq and is a predicted model, not a curated record.